Molecule: messenger RNA, 254 nt
Organism: Amoebophrya sp. A120
Lineage: Eukaryota; Dinophyceae; Syndiniales; Amoebophryaceae
Source: the annotation of a GenBank genome assembly
CGACCGACCGGAGCCGGGGACGGCCGUCUGCCUCGCACAGUCCUACUGCAGCGUUUUGGCGCCGGCUGCUGCCCUUACUGUAAACCCGCCACUGACAGGGCGGACGGUAUUGACCAGCGUCCUUUGGCGGCCGAGGAAGCGGGAAAGAGCUGCCGUGAGGGAGCCUGUUGGACGGGCGCUGGUGCCGGUUGUUUGGCGAUCGGUGCCGGCACUGGGUACGUCUUUGGCGGUUGUCCGGGUGCUGGGGUCGGGGG